Messenger RNA from Lathyrus oleraceus (garden pea), 1944 nucleotides. RefSeq lists its product as uncharacterized. Gene Ontology annotation, molecular function: aspartic-type endopeptidase activity. The transcript has a single exon. The record is from RefSeq and is a predicted model, not a curated record. The coding region runs from base 1 to 1944 and encodes 647 amino acids. Lineage: Eukaryota; Viridiplantae; Streptophyta; Magnoliopsida; Fabales; Fabaceae. Gene Ontology annotation, biological process: proteolysis.
AUGACUUAUACAGAAUUAUUCCCAUCUUUGGUCGACAAGAAACACAUUCAAACUAGACCUCUUCCCCCUGUUCCAGAGAAAAUUCCGUAUUGGUACAAAGCUGACCAGUUUUGUGCUUACCACCAAGGGGCACCCGGACACAAUCUAGAAGACUGUUAUGGCUUGAAGUCUGAUGUCCAAAGAUUGAUCAAAAAUGGAAUUCUAUCUUUCAGAGAUGUCAAUCCAAAUGUACAAGUCAAUCCACUACCUCAACAUGGAGGAGCUUCUAUCAACAUGGUGGAAGGUUGUCCUGGUACUUUCAGAGUUCAUGAUGUACGUUAUCUAGAGGGAGAUUUGGUUGAAAUACACCUUAAGUUGGGUGAGCUCAUCUAUAUAACACCACAAAACUAUGCGGCUUGCGGACUUUUCGGUACAACUCUCCAUGGUUGUCGCAUUGUAAGGGAAGACUUGCAAAAUGAAAUAGACAACGGACUUAUCCGAGUUGAUCGAAAUUGGAACUUCAAUCAAGUCAAUAUGGUUGAGGGUUGUCAGGCUAAUUACCAAAUCUACGAUGUGAGAUUUGUGAGAGGAUCUUUGGUUGAGAUGCACAAAAGUUUGUUUCGGCUUUCUUUUGUUCCAUCACAUGAUUAUACCACCUGUGAAGUUUGUUUGAUAAACCCACGUGCAUGUUCCCUUGUGCGGCAGGACAUCCAAGGAUUGUUGGAUGCAGGAACUAUCACUGUUGUCCAUCCCAGAAACCUCGAGAACAAUGUCAAUGUUAUAAUCCCUCAGUUCAACAUUCCUAACCCCUUGGAGAUCACAUUCAAUAGUUGUAGCUCUACAAAGUCGCCUUUGGUUAUCUACUUAGAAGGCCUAGCUCCGUACCAAUUUGACAAAGCCGUACCCUAUAAGUACCAAGCAACCAUGAUCAAAGAUGGGAAGGAGGUUCCUCUACCCUCUAUGCCUUCUAUCAUCAACAUUACCGAUGUAAGUGGGGUCACAAGAAGCCGACGUGUAUUCACUACGGUACCACCAAGAAAUGUUGAAGCUUCAGUUGGAAAGAAAAUGCAAGUUGAGGCGUCAACUAUGAGCAAUAAACCUGAUAUUGUGGAAGAGUCUAGUUGGGCUAAUAUCAAUUCAAAAUUUGAUGAGGUUUUGAGAUUAAUCAAGAAAAGCGAAUACAAAACUGUGGAUCAUCUCCUACAAACCCCUUCCAAAAUAUCUGUUUUAUCCCUGCUAAUGAGUUAUGAGGCUCAUAGGGAGGCUCUACAAAAGGUGCUCGAGCAAGCUUAUGUCGACCAUGAUGUAACGAUUGACCAAUUUGACAGCAUCGUUGCCAACAUAACUGCCUGCAACAAUUUGAGCUUCAGUCAUGAAGAACUCCCAGUAGAAGGCAAGGAUCACAACAUGGCUUUGCAUAUUUCCGUGAAUUGCCUUACUGAUUCUCUAUCCGGUGUAUUGGUGGACACAGGUUCUUCACUCAAUGUCAUGCCAAAAUCAACUUUGUCUAGAUUGACUUUUCAAGGAGCUCCUAUGAGAUCUAGUGGGGUUAUCGCCAAAGAUUUUGAUGGUUCUAAAAAGACUGUCAUCGGAGAAGUGGAUCUCCCCAUGACCAUUGGCCCACAUACCUUUCAAAUCACCUUUCAAGUGAUGGAUAUCCAUGCUUCUUACAAUUGUUUGUUGGGUCGCCCUUGGAUCCAUGAGGCGAUGGAUGUCACUUCAACUCUUCUCCAGAGGCUCAAGUUUGUAAGAAAAGGGAAGCUAGUCACAGUAUGUGGAGAAGAAGCUUUAGUGGUAAGUCACCUAUCAUCUUUUUCUUUCGUUGAUGCUGAGGACGAGAUUGGAACCCAUUUUCAAACUCUAUUUGUUGCUGACAAGAAUGUACAAGAGAAUGGAGCUUCCAUUCGUUCCUUCAAUGAUGCAUGGCAGUUAGUCGAAGAUGGAUCAACGAGUGGACGGGGAUAA